This is a messenger RNA of Ostertagia ostertagi, 603 nucleotides long. NCBI's taxonomy places the organism in Eukaryota, Metazoa, Nematoda, Chromadorea, Rhabditida, Trichostrongylidae. The record is from the annotation of a GenBank genome assembly.
AUGAAUCGAAAUCGUCAAAUGGAGAACAAGCUGCGCGAGAAACUCGAAAGGAGGAAACGCCAGCACUUCGUGAUGAAACACCUGUCUCCUACUUCUCCAGGAAAGAAGAAACAGCGAGGUGCGGUCGCUGCGAAUGAGCCUACUUGGAAACAGCAAUUAGGUGUGGGCGUGGCUCAACAAAUCAUUCAGACAUUCAGUCUUGAUGUGCAACGUAAUGGCAAGGUCGCUCCAUUGAGAAGGAUCACGAGUUUACCAGAAACCCAGAAUGGAAACGUCCCCAAUAGUGAUGUUGCUGAGAGAUCGAGCAUGUUUGAACGACGUGGUUCAACCGAUACAAAUCUCUCGUCAUCCUUCGACAUUUCCGAUAUCGAAACACAAAUAGACAUGAACAACAUGUACGACGAUGAUCGAUCUGAUUGUAUAGAUAUUUCAGAAGUGGAAGAAUGGAGGCUCUACAAAUACAGACCUCUUCUGCGAUUCUUCAACUUCCUACUUUUUCGGCAGUAUGCGAAAAAGUUUCGUCGAUUACGGAAAUCGGAUCGAUUAUUGGAAUUUGACGCAGAAAUACGCGAACAGGAGAACGUACGACAUCAGCAUUUGAGG